Messenger RNA from Puma concolor (puma), 1332 nucleotides. The record is from RefSeq and is a predicted model, not a curated record. NCBI's taxonomy places the organism in Eukaryota, Metazoa, Chordata, Mammalia, Carnivora, Felidae.
AUGCUUCACGAAUGGAAAGAGAACCGCCUCCCGCCUCAGGAGGUGGCCCCUCACCUCUACCUCCCGAGGGUGUCGGGCCCUGAGAUCGAGUGGCCAGAGAAAGUACAGGGCCAGACCCUGGCAUCGGCUACUCUGGCACACCCCUGCUUGGGGCCCAGAAAGCCCCUGCAGCCUCACUGGCUGGUUACAGCCCAGCUGAGAGCCAUGCUGGAGGUCACCCAGCAGCAGGCCACCGAGGCUGAGAGCCAGCUAAAGGAACUGCAGGAGCAAAGCAGCCAGGUCCAGAGCUCGGCCUGCACCCUGGCCUCCGUGGUCUCCAGCAAAUUCAGCUGCCUGCUGCAGGCCCUGGAGAUGCGGCGGACCUUGGCACUGACGGACAUCGAGGUGGCCAAGACACAGGCACUAACACAGGCCCAGGAUGAAGAACGGCGACUGCGGGGCCACCUGGAAGCCCUGGCUCACUACGACCGCAGGGUCCGGGACCUCCUGGAGCAGUUGGAUGACCAGACCUUCCUCCAGGAAUCACAGCUCCUGGCACCCCCAGGCCCUCUUGGGCCCCUGGCUCCUCUGCAGUGGGACGAAGAACAGCAGCUGGCUGGCGUGGAGUCACUGAGCCGGCUGUAUGGUCUCCUCCUGGAUGAGGAGAGCCACCCCAGGGCACCGGCUGAGGCUGCUGAUUUGGGCCCCGUGGAGGCCCCAGGUCCCCUGGCACCAGUCCCAAGCCCGGUUUGCCCACUGAGGAGGAAACUCUGGCAGAAUUAUCGCAAUCUGACCUUCGACCCAGACAGCGCCAAUUGCCACCUCUACCUGUCUCAGCAGGGCCAGCAGGUAAAGCACCGUCACAAGCCCCGGGACCUGGCCGGGCCACGCAGCUUCCAGCUCUGGCAGGUGCAAUGUGCCCAGAGCUUCCGGAACGGUCGACACUACUGGGAGGUGCGCACGUCUAAUCACUCAGUGACGCUGGGCGUCGCCUAUCCAGAACUUUCACGGCACAAGCAAGGGCCCCACACAGACAACAUUGGGCGUGGGCCUAGCUCCUGGGGGCUCUGUGUUCAGGAGGACAGGGCCCAGGCCUGGCACAACGGGGAGGCCCGGCGCCUCCCAGGGGUGUCCGGGCGGCUCCUGGGCAUGGAUUUGGACCUGGCCUCUGGCCGCCUCACCUUCUACAGCCUGGAGCCCAAGGCCCAGCCCCUACAUACCUUCCACGCCAUUUUCACCCAGCCCCUCUACCCCGUCUUCUGGCUCCUGGAGGGUAGGACUUUGACCCUGUGCCAUCGGCCUGAGGCCAAGCUCCCUCCGGGACUCCAGGAAGAGGCCGCGGGGCCCAGCUGA